AUGCACGACGAUGAGCCUUCGCUCAACAUUCCGUCGCUCUUGACCUUAGCAGUCGUAUCAUACUUUGUUCUCCGAUGGUUCUUUAACCGCGAUGAAAGCUCCAGCGGAAGCGGCCGGCCCCGCGGCCGGGGUAACGCUGUCGACCCGGCUCAAGUCGAGCAGAUCUCUCAGAUGUUUCCCCAGCUGAGCACUCGUGAAAUCAUGUGGGACUUGCAGCGCAAUGGUGGUAGUGUUGCAGCGACAACAGAGCGUAUAUUGACCGGGCGGGGAUUGGAAACGCCGCCUCCAUCAUUCCAACCUCAGAUCCCGACUUUACCAGGAAACGCUUCCACCCAGGCUACUUCCACAGCGUCGACAUCUAAAGGAGAUGGACAGGACUUAAUUUCUCGGUAUAACCUUAGCGGAAAAUUGGCAGCUGAAAGCGCAGAGUCCAGUGAAACCUCUCCUUCGUCUAGCGCGUGGUCACAAAACAAAGACGAGCGUCAACGCCUCCUCCAGAAACGCCGAGAUGACAUGAUUCUGGCCGCGCGUAAGAGGAUGAUGGAAAAGAACCAAAGUUCUGCUCAAUGA
Messenger RNA from Penicillium malachiteum, 570 nucleotides. Its product is annotated as CUE domain-containing protein. The record is from RefSeq and is a predicted model, not a curated record. Lineage: Eukaryota; Fungi; Ascomycota; Eurotiomycetes; Eurotiales; Aspergillaceae. The transcript is spliced from 2 exons. Gene Ontology annotation, molecular function: ubiquitin binding. The coding region runs from base 1 to 570 and encodes 189 amino acids.